AUGGCGAUGUCGCAGAGCGGUCAGGACAAGCAGGACAAGAAACUCAGACUUGGUGCGCUCGCAUCACACGGCGGCACCAACCUUCAGGCAAUCAUGGACGCCUGCAAGCGCGGCGAUCUCAAUGCGGAAGUCUGCGUAGUCAUCAGCAACAACUCCGGUUCGCGCUCGCUCGACGCGCACGCAGCGAAGGGAUACCGGCAUUUCACCUGA
This is a messenger RNA of Geodia barretti, 210 nucleotides long. The record is from the annotation of a GenBank genome assembly. Lineage: Eukaryota; Metazoa; Porifera; Demospongiae; Tetractinellida; Geodiidae.